Molecule: messenger RNA, 803 nt
Organism: Trichomycterus rosablanca
Lineage: Eukaryota; Metazoa; Chordata; Actinopteri; Siluriformes; Trichomycteridae
Product: cornifelin homolog
Exons: 3
Coding region: 1-387 (128 amino acids)
Source: RefSeq, a predicted model, not a curated record
AUGUCGAACAAGAUGAUGAUAACACAACCCCAGAUCAUUAUGGACUCUCAAACAUCUGAUGAGUGGAGCUCAGGGAUCUGUGACUGCUACGAUGACAAAGCAGAGUGUUGUUUUGCGUGUUGCUGCUGCCCCUGCUUUGCCUGCAUCAAGACUGAGGAAUAUGGGCAGUGUCUGUGUCUCCCCCUGUUGGACAUUUGUGGUUGUGUCAGACCUGUAACUUGGACCAUGAGGGUGUCGAUGAGACACCGUUAUGGAAUUAAGGGCACUCACUGUAACGACUGUCUGAUUGCUACAUGCUGUACAUCAUGCGCCUGGUGCCAAAUGGCCCGUGAGAUGAAAAGUCGCUCCAUUUCCAUUGCCCUGAUUGGUGCCAGACCCACAGCAUAACGUGCACCUUUCCUAAUUUAUCUAUAAACAUAUAGAAUCUAUUAAAAAAGUGUUGUAUGUAUCCUAAUGUGAUAUUUUAUGUAAGGGCAGAAAGUAUUAUUUUCAGAUUUCACAUUUUAUUGUUCUAUGAACUUUGUGUACCAGUUUGUCUUUUAUUUGUAUAAAUGGGGCGGCACGGUGGCUCAGUGGAUGGCGCUAAGAAGGUCCUGGGUUAAAUCCCCAGGUGGGGCGGUCUGGGUCCUUUCUGUGUGGAGUUUGCAUAUUCUUCGGGAGCUCCGGUUUCCUCCCACAAUCCAAAGACAUACAAGUAAGGUGAAUUGAAGAUACAUAAUUGUCCAUUACUUUGUUUGACAUUUAACUUGUAAACUGGUAAAUCUUGUGUAACGAGUUACUACCGUUUCUGUAAAACAUGACGU